Molecule: messenger RNA, 3216 nt
Organism: Brassica napus (rape)
Lineage: Eukaryota; Viridiplantae; Streptophyta; Magnoliopsida; Brassicales; Brassicaceae
Product: pentatricopeptide repeat-containing protein At4g14050, mitochondrial
Exons: 1
Coding region: 1323-3152 (609 amino acids)
Biological process (GO): RNA modification
Molecular function (GO): protein binding; RNA binding; zinc ion binding
Source: RefSeq, a predicted model, not a curated record
GAUGACCCGUCAAUUUUAUGUUAUAAAAAUAUUCUAUGUUAACAAAAAAAAAUAUAAAAAUACAGAAUAUAUGAAAAUUCAAAAAAUAAAUAAAAAUCAAAAUUUAUUUAGAUAUAUUAUAGAAUAAAAUUUAAAUCUCAAUAAAAUAAAAUUAAUAAAAUAAAAAAAAAUCCAAAAAAAUAAAAUAUUUUUUUGAGUUAAAAAUUGUUUUUAUCAAAAUAUUUAAUGAAAAUUGCGAUAUAUCUUUAAUGACCAAGACAGUUUCCGCCAUAUUACAUAUGACCAUUGUUGGAAAUAAAUAAUUCAUGAAGUUACUACUCCUGUUUCGCAGCAGGAUACAUGUCUUCAGUUCAUGCCCAAAUAAAAUCUAACUCAAGAUCUUGAUCAAUUUCUGCCUCUGAGUAAAAUAAAAAACUUCUACUAAAUGAGUAUUCUUCCAUAUCUCAAGAUAUGAUUUAAUCUAAUUUCUGACUACGGAACAACCUAUUUAAAGGGACCUAAAUCUUUGAACAUUGGAUCGACUAUUCAAAAUAUCAACCUAGUUAGGCGGUUAAAAUUAGGUUUAUAAACCCAAAUUGUUGUAGUCAUGGCUCUAAAGAUCAAUAGAACAUUAUUUUUGAUCAUUGUUCAUUGUUAUUAUUUCUUACUUCAUGUUUCCGCAGUACCAACAAAGAGGCUGCACAAAUUCAACCUAAUAGUUUGCCAUUAGAUGUGAAUGUGAAAAUGCCAGAAAGUGAGCAUAAUGAUCCGCAUGCGGCCACCCAAGUCGAAACCGAGUUUUGAGACCAGAUCACAGCUAUGCAACAAUAGAUCACGGCAAUGCAUACAGCUCGAGCAUCACAUCUACUGAUAACCAUGUACUCAUCUCCGAAGUCCAAACCUUGAGCCGCAUGCGGCUUUUUUCUCGGUUGUUUGUGGUAACCGACUAAUCUUCUUGUCCUAUUCUGGGUAGUUUUGUCAUAGUCAAACUUGUAGCUAAUCUUUUUUAUUUUCUUCGGUUAUUUUCUAUUUCUUUCUGUUCUUCUUCGUUGAUGUUCGUAAAUUGUAACUGUGUUCAAUGUUUUCCAUUUUCAGCUUCUUGUUAUUUUUGUAACUUAAAAAAAAAAACAAAAAUCUAAUAUAAAAUUUAACAUUUUGUUCACAAAAAAACUAAUAUAUUAAUUUCUCAUUGAUUUUAUAUUUAUUUUUCUAAUCAUUUCUAUAGCUAAGAUCCAUCAAAUGAAGAAGUCAGAAAUAAGCAUUCACAUUUUGUAAAUCUAGAAAUUUGUGUUAAAAACAGAAAUCAUUAAUUCUGGAAACGAGAAGGCAAAAACAGGUGUUGAAUGCUUAUCCAUCAGUAUCUUCAUCAGCUCAAGCUCUGCGCGAGGAACCGAACCCUAACCACUGCCAAGUCCCUCCAUGCCCAAAUCUUCAAGCUCGGGAUCACUCAAUGCAUUCCUUUGGCCAACACCCUCGUCAACGUCUACGGAAAAUGCAGCGCCGCUUCUCAUGCACUCCAGCUGUUCGACGAAAUGCCUCACAGAGACCACAUCGCUUGGGCCUCUGUUCUCACGGCUCUUAACCAAGCGAAUCUCUCUGUUAAGACGCUCUCGAUGUUCUCUUCUAACAGUGGACUGCUUCCGGAUGAUUUCGUGCUCUCUGCCCUUGUCAAGGCCUGUGCGAACUUAGGCUCUAUUCAUCACGGGAAGCAAGUUCACUGCCGUUUUUUAGUAUCUGAGUAUUCUCAUGAUGAUGUUGUUAAGUCUUCGCUGGUUGAUAUGUACUCCAAAUGCGAUUCACCUGAUAGUGCUAAAGCGGUUUUCGAUUCAAUAAGAGUUAAAAGCACCAUCUCGUGGACCGCAUUGGUAUCUGGGUUCGCUAAAAGCGGAAGAAAGGAAGAAGCUUUGGAGCUUUUCAGGAACAUGCCUAUCAAGAAUUUGUAUUCUUGGACUGCAUUGAUCUCUGGUUUUGUGCAGAGUGGUAAAGGGCUUGAGGCUUUCUCUGUGUUUACCGAAAUGAGGAGAGAAAGUGUUGACAUUUUGGAUCCUUUAGUUCUUUCUAGUAUAGUCGGCGCUUGUGCUAAUAUGGCUGCUUCCAUAGCAGGGAGGCAGGUUCACGGUUUGGUUAUAUCUCUAGGAUUUGAUUCGUGUCUGUUUAUUAGUAACGCCCUCAUCGACAUGUACGCUAAAUGCAGCGAUGUUGUAGCUGCAAAGGAUAUUUUCAGUAGGAUGCGUCCCAGAGAUGUAGUUUCGUGGACAUCGCUUAUAGUUGGAAUGGCUCAGCACGGUCAGGCUGAGAAGGCAUUGGAUUUGUAUAGUGACAUGGUGUCACACGGUGUAAAGCCUAAUGAAGUCACGUUUGUUGGGCUGAUAUACGCGUGUAGCCAUGUUGGUUUUGUAGCUAAAGGCCGUGAGCUUUUUCAAUCGAUGAGAGAGGAGUAUGGCAUCCGCCCGUCCUUGCAGCAUUACACAUGUUUAUUGGAUCUUCUUGGUCGGUCUGGACUGAUUGAUGAAGCUGAGAAGCUAAUCCGUACAAUGCCGUUUCCUCCUGAUGAACCAACUUGGGCUGCUUUGCUUAGCGCUUGUAAGCGACAGGGGAAAGGUCAGAUGGGUGUAAGAAUCGCUGAUCAUCUCUUAAGUUGCUUUAAACCGAGAGAUCCAUCGACUUAUAUACUUUUAUCAAACGUCUACGCAAGUGCUUCUUUGUGGGGGAAAGUAUCAGAGGCAAGAAGGAAGCUAGGAGACAUGGAAGUUAGGAAAGAUCCAGGGUACAGCAGCGUAGAGGUUCGGAAAGAAACCGAAGUGUUUUACGCGGGAGAAACAUCUCAUCCUCUGAAAGAAGAGAUUUUUGGGUUGCUUAAGAAGUUGGAGGAAGAUAUGAGGAGAAGAAAUGGUUAUGUUCCUGAUACGAGUUGGAUCUUACACGACAUGGAUGAGCAAGAGAAAGAGAAGCUUUUGUUUUGGCAUAGCGAGCGAUCAGCUGUUGCAUACGCUUUACUUAAGGGUGUUCCGGGAAGUCCCAUACGGAUUGUGAAAAACCUAAGGGUUUGUGGGGAUUGUCAUGUUGUUAUGAAACAUAUAAGUGAGAUUACAGAAAGAGAGAUUAUAGUUCGAGAUGCUACUAGAUAUCAUCAUUUCAAAGGAGGAAAAUGCUCCUGUAAUGACUUCUGGUAAGAGGUCCUGUGUUCUUUGUUGUAACAUUUGUUUUUUUAUGAAAAUUUGAUGAGAUUUUUGAGGA